Molecule: messenger RNA, 2313 nt
Organism: Sungouiella intermedia
Lineage: Eukaryota; Fungi; Ascomycota; Pichiomycetes; Serinales; Metschnikowiaceae
Source: the annotation of a GenBank genome assembly
AUGGAAAAAAUUAAGGCCGUGCUUUCCAACACGGAGCAAGAGAAAAGAAUCUCCUCCGAUAACGGCGAUGAGAUCGGUCUUACCGUGUCCAAGUCGCAAGAGUUCGAUCCAACCGAUAACGCUAUUGCCGCAAAGCUCUCUAACGAUGAGUAUGCAGCUGUUACCGUCGAUGACGACUCUCCAUACCCUGAGGUGAGAGCCUCUGUUCCUUCCACCGAUGAUCCUACUAUCCCACAAAACACCAUCCGUAUGUGGGUUAUUGGUUUCCUUUUAACCACUUUGGGUUGUGGUAUGAAUAUGCUUUUCUCCAUGCACUCGCCAUCUUUCUCUAUCACCACUUAUGUUACAUCUGUGUUGGCUUAUCCUAUCGGUAAGGCUUGGGAAAAGGUCAUGCCAAACGUUUCUGUUUUCGGUAUGCCUUUGAACCCUGGUCCUUUCAACCUUAAGGAGCACACCAUUAUCACCAUUAUGGGUUCUGUCUCUUUUGGUGGUGGUGCUGCUUACGCUACUGAUAUCCUUUUGGCUCAGAACAAGUUCUACGGCUCUGACUUCGGUGUUGGUUUCGCCAUCUGUGCCAUCUGGUCUACCCAGAUUAUUGGUUUCUCAUUGGCUGGUAUGGCUCGUAAGGUCUUGGUUGAGGCUCCAUCUGCUAUCUGGCCAUCGAACUUGGUCAGUGCUACUUUCUUGACCAACAUGCAUAUCAACCAGAACCACGAGGCUAACGGAUGGAGAAUCUCCAGAUUUGCUUUCUUCGCUUUGAUUUUCACCGCCAACUUCCUCUGGUACUUCUUCCCAGGUUACAUUUUCACCGCCUUGUCUUACUUUGCUUGGCCAACCUGGAUUGCUCCAAACAACGUGAAGGUCAACCAGGUGUUUGGUGCUUCUUCCGGUAUGGGUUUGUUCCCAGUCACCUUUGACUGGAACCAGAUUGCUGGUUACAUUGGUUCUCCAUUGAUUCCACCAGCAUCGACCAUUCUUACCAUCUUCUCGUCUAUCGUGAUUAUUUUCUGGAUCGUUGUUCCUGCCAUCUACUACACCAACACUUGGUACUCCAAGUACUUGCCAUUCUCUGACUCUGGUUCUUACGACAGAUAUCAGCAGAGUUACAACGUUUCUAGAAUUGUUGACAAGAAGACUUUGACCUUCAACGAAGAGGAGUACAAGAACUACUCUCCAUUGUUCAUCUCUUCUACCUUUGCUAUCUCUUACGGUUUGUCUUUCGCCUCCAUUAUUGCUACUUUGGUUCACACUGUGUUAUUCCACGGUAAGGACAUCAUCAACCAGAUCAAGCAGAAGGAGAAGCCAGAUGUCCAUCUUCGUUUGAUGAGACAGAACUACAGAAACAUUCCUGAGUGGUGGUACGGUAUUGUGUUCCUUUGUGCCUUUGCCCUCUCCAUCGUCACCAUCAGAUACUGGAACACCGAGAUGCCUGUUUGGUCCUUAAUCGUCGCUCUUAUCAUCGCCAUUGUCUUCUUGUUGCCCGUCGGUAUUAUUUACUCGUUGACCAACAUCGCAGUGGGAUUGAACGUCGUUACCGAGUUCAUUAUCGGUUACAUGAUUCCAGGUAAGCCAUUGGCCAUGAUGUUCUUCAAGACCUUCGGUUACAUCACCAACAACCAGGCUGUUACUUUCGCCCAGGACAUGAAGUUGGGUCACUACAUGAAGGUGUCUCCACGUCUUUUGUUCAGUGCCCAGUUGUUGGCUACCCUUUGGGGUUCCCUUGUCCAGAUUGGUGUUUUGAGAUGGUCUUACGGUGCCAUUGACAACUUGUGUGUUAGAGGUCAGUCCAGUGGAUACACCUGUCCUAACGGUAGAGUGUUCUUCAACGCCUCUGUUAUUUGGGGUGCCAUUGGUCCAAAGAGAGUGUUCGGUGAUGGUGCUGUCUACCACCAAACUCUUUUCUUUUUCCUUUUGGGAUUGUUGCCUAUUGUUAACUGGUUGAUUUUGAAGAAAUGGCCAAACUCUAAGAUUAGAUGGUUGAACUGGCCUGUUUUCUUCUCCGGUACCGGUUACAUUCCUCCAGCUACCCCAUACAACUACUCUACUUACUGUAUUGUCGGUAUGUUCUUCGGUGUCUUCGUCAAGAAGAGAUUUACUCACUGGUGGUUUAAGUACAACUAUUCGCUUUCGGCCGGUUUGGAUAUCGGAUUGGCCUACUCGUUGAUGAUCAUUUUCUUGUGUUUGCAGUUGACAAACACAAACUUCCCAAGCUGGUGGGGUAAUGAUGUCGUGAACUCUACUCUCGACACCAACUACGGAACCAUCUCCAUCCUUCUUAACGAGGGUGAGUCUUUCGGCCCAAGCAGCUGGUAA